This is a messenger RNA of Mesoplodon densirostris (Blainville's beaked whale), 3407 nucleotides long. It is a transcript of the gene PPP1R18, whose product is annotated as protein phosphatase 1 regulatory subunit 18. NCBI's taxonomy places the organism in Eukaryota, Metazoa, Chordata, Mammalia, Artiodactyla, Ziphiidae. The transcript is spliced from 3 exons. Bases 686 to 2530 code for a protein of 614 amino acids. The record is from RefSeq and is a predicted model, not a curated record. Gene Ontology annotation, molecular function: phosphatase binding.
UGGGGGCUGGGGGGCCGGAGAGGCGUGGCCCGAACAGAGCUGGAAGGGGAGCCCGGACCUCCUGGGCCCACGCUGAGACGCGCCGGGCUGCAGCCGCGGAACCCCGUCGCCCCUCUGCCCCCUGACUUCCCCUUCUCCCUUAGACCUCUCCACUCUCCGCCCUCCCACCUCCCCGACACCCCCUCAGGUCCCACUGCCCCCUCUCCGGCGGGAUUCCCUGACCUCUCUUCCCACUCUCACCGCUCCUGGGGUAGCGGUGAGGCAACCUCGCCUGGACCCUGUCCCCCUCUCGCCCAGCCUCUCCUUUCUCUCUUCGCCCUCGCGCCAACUUCCCUCGUUUUUCUCUCUUCUCACAUCCUGGGGACUGUCUCUGAUACCCAAUAACCUGUACUGACAAAUCUGACUCCUGCCUCUUUGCCCUGAAUCUCCACUCUUCCUCUCAACCCAUCCCCCGACCGCCAUCAACUUGACUCUUAGUUUCCCCUUCACUUUCUCAGUUUUUCCCCUUUCUCUGCUCCCCCCUCUUUCCCUCUGUCCUCACCCGCAGCUCCUCUGCCCUCCUCUGUGUCCCACCUCUCCGCUCCACUUCCUCCCCUCCCACCCCCAUUCUCACCCCCUGGGCCUCUCUGGAGCCUCUCCUUCCUGUUCUCUGCCCCCAGCGUUCCCCACCCUCCCCAAGGGGACCAUGGCCACCAUCCCGGACUGGAAGCUACAGCUGCUAGCCCGGCGCCGGCAGGAGGAGGCAGCCGUUCGUGGCCGGGAGAAGGCAGAGCAGGAGCGGCUGUCCCAGAUGCCAGCCUGGAAGCGGGGGCUUCUGGAGCGCCGCCGGGCCAGGCUUGGUCUGUCUCCCGGGGAGCCUAGCUCUGCGCCUGGGACUACGGAGGCUGGACCUCCAGACCCAGACGAGUCUGCUGUCCUCCUGGAGGCCAUUGGGCCAGUGCACCAGAACCGAUUUAUUCGGCAAGAGCGCCAGCAGCAGCAACAGCAGCGGAGUGAAGAGCUACUUGCCGAGAGACGGCCUGGGUCUUUAGAGGCCUGGGAGCGGAGACCCAGCCCUGGGGAGAUGCGGGAUCAGAGCCCCAAGGGAAGAGAGUCAAGAGAAGAGCGGCUCAGUCCCAGGGAAGCCCGAGAGAGGAGGCUGGGGAUAGGGGGAGCUCGAGAGUCGAGCCCCAGGCCUUUGGAGGCUCGAGACUGGAGGCAGAGCCCAGGAGAGGCUGGAGACAGGAGCUCCAGACUGUCAGAGGUGAGGAAAUGGAGGCUGAGCCCUGGAGAAACUCCAGAGCGGAGUCUGAGACUGGCAGAGCCUCAAGAACAAAGCCCCAGGAGAAAAGAGGUGGUGGAAGAUAGACUGAGCCCAGUGGAGUCAGACAACCAGAAGUUGGGCCUGACAGAGGCCCAUAAAUGGAGGCCUGACUCCAGAGAGUCUCAGGAGCAGAGUUGGGUACAACCGGAGGCAUCAGAGUGGAGGCUGAGCUCAGGAGAAGAAAGAAAAGACUGCUCAGAGGAAUGUGGGAGACAAGAAGACAGGCCAAGUCCAAGGAUGGUCCCAAAAGAGAUUACAGCGUCCUCAGAGACCCUGACAAGGGAGGCUCCAGAGAGCGGUUCUGGAGGAGUGGGGGCAGCAGAACAGAGGCCCACCCCUGCGGAGGAUGGCGAGAGGGGCUUGAGGCUGACAGAAGGGUGGAAAUGGACGCUGAACUCUGGGAAGGUUCGAGACUGGACACCCAGGGACACAGAGACUCAAACUCAGAAACCAGACCCUCCAGAGUCGGCCGAGAAGCACCUGAGUCCUCUCGCUGCAGAGGCUGGAGGAGGGGAAGCUGAGAAGGAGGAGGCAGGGGCUCAGGGCAGGCCUCUGAGCGCCCUGCAGAACCGCUGCUCUGUGCCCUCCCCCCUCCCACCAGAGGACGCUGGGACUGGAGGCUCUAGACAGCAGGAAGAGGAAGCAGGGGAACUCCGGCCCCCACCAGCAGCCCCUCUGUCUCCCCCACCCCCAGCCCCACCUGCCCCCCAGUCCCCUGGGGAUCCCCUCAUGAGCCGGCUGUUCUAUGGGGUGAAGGCAGGGCCAGGGGUGGGGGCCCCCCGCCGCAGCGGACACACCUUCACAGUCAACCCCCGGCGGUCCGUGCCCCCUGCAGCCCCUGCCACUCCGGCCAGCCCAGCCACAGCUGACGCUGCAGUCGCUGGGGCUGGGAAGAAGCGGUACCCAACUGCCGAGGAGAUCUUGGUUCUGGGGGGCUACCUCCGCCUCGGCCGCAGCUGCCUUGUCAAGGGGUCCCCUGAAAGGCACCACAAACAGCUCAAGAUCUCCUUCAGCGAGACAGCCCUGGAGACCACGUACCAAUACCCCUCCGAGAGUUCGGUGCUGGAGGAGCUGGGCCCGGAGCCUGAGGCCCCCAGUGCCUCCAGUCCCCCAGUGGCCCAACCCGACGACGAAGAGGAUGAGGAGGAACUGCUACUGCUGCAGCCGGAGCUCCAGGGCGGGCUGCGCACCAAAGCCCUGAUAGUGGAUGAGUCUUGCCGGAGGUGACCCUCUUCCAACACUGGGAUAUACCUCCCUCCUUCCCAGAACUGAAGAUCCUGGAGCCCAGAAGGUUCAGAGCAGACAGACCCUGAACAUGAGCCUGGCAGGGAAGGGCAACCAAUACCUUCCAACUUGCUUUCCUCGUCCUGUUUCUGGGGGCGGAGGCAACUGCGCAGUUUCCACCCUCAGCAGACAUGCAGGUGCAUCCUAGGUGACCCAAGAUCCCCAUCAAGUCCUGGGGAGGAGCACAGAGCUCGCGGGGUGCGGUGGGGGGUACGGAUGGAGCACCCUCUCCAUCUCCAUGGGCAGGGUAACUCUCCCCACAGCCUUCCUUGACUCCCCACCACCCCCUGGGGCUCUCGGGAUUUAAGUACCCAUGUCCCUGGGAGACCUGGCCCCCACUGCAUUUACAGGCACCUCUCCCUCCUGUUCCUUAGGUCACUGCCCCUUUGUUUACAGCGCCUGCCUCCUCUCUUGACCACAGCCUGGUUUACAAAACCCCCCAGUUCCCAGCCCCACCUGCCAAAGUCCCGGGUUGACAAGCCACGUUUACUUGUGUGUCCACAUAGAAUCCUCUCCCCUGUCCCCUGAAGUCACCUCAUUGGGGUGACCUGGGGGUAUGGCUUCCUCCACCUUUGCUCAGUAUUACUGUCUCAGUUUUCCCCAAGAGGGAAGGCUGGGAACCUUAACUCUGUAUCCCCCUCUAGUUAUUUAAUUCUGUUCCUCCUAGUGGUUCACAAUUGAACUGAAUUGCGAGGGUGUGGGGUGAGUAAUGAGGCACCUCAACUUUCUUCCCCCAAUUCUCCUUCCUUCUCAAUUGCCUGGUUUUUUGGUUUUGUUUGUCUUUUUUUAACUUUCCAUAAUAAAGUGGAGCUCUCUCCGA